AUGGUUCGCAACAUCGUCGUCAUUGGGGGCAGCUCCCAUCCCCACCUCACCGAAACCAUCUGUGGCCACCUCGGCAUCCCGCAGGCCAAAAUCUUGCUCGCAAAGUUUGCCGUGGGCGAGACCCGCGUCGAGAUCAUGGACUCGGUGCGCGGAAAGGAUGUCUUCAUCAUCCAGUCGGGCGGCGGCAAGGUCAACGACCACCUAAUGGAGCUGCUCAUCACCAUCUCCGCCUGCCGGACUGCCUCUGCAAAGCGCAUCACAGCUGUGCUGCCGCUCUUCCCGUACUCGAGGCAAAGCGACAUACCCUACAAUAAGACCGGCGCCCCACUCGUAAAGGCCUCAAAUUCCAACGCGCGGGCCGGCAAUUACACUUUUGAUAGCCGCCCGCAGACCCCUUACCCGGGGCAGCAGGAAAGUGUUGGUCUCAACACGGGCACUGACGCCCUGCACAAUAAACUCGGCCGUCUCAGGAUGGAGGAUCGCCCCCAUCCCAACAGCCCAGUCAAGCCUGGCCGCAGUGACACGUUGGACUCGUCCAGGUCCGACAAAUCGGACUACAAUGAGAAGUCUGAGAAGGGGUCUAACCACGCCAAUGGUGUCAACGGGACCAACUCCGUGACCAGGCAGGCCACCAAGCCCCCUCAAUUCGAACCGCAGCCAGGAUACAAGCAGUGGGUGGCACAGGCCGGUACGCUGGUCGCAGACCUGCUUACUUGCGCGGGUACGGACCAUGUCAUUACCAUGGACUUGCACGACCCCCAGUAUCAAGGCUUCUUCGACAUCCCCGUCGACAAUCUGUAUGGCCGCCAUAUGCUCAGGAAGUAUGUACAAUACAGCAUACCCAAUUACCAGCAGGCUGUCAUUGUGAGUCCGGACGCCGGAGGAGCGAAGAGAGCAACGGCGAUUGCGGACGCUCUUGGAAUGCCUUUUGCGCUGAUUCACAAGGAGCGCCGCCCGACACAAAUCAGCGAACGCCAAAAUGCCACCAUGAUGCUAGUCGGCGACGUUGCAAACCGCACUGCUGUUCUUAUCGACGAUUUGGCCGACACGUCCAACACCAUUACUCGAGCGGCGAAGCUCUUGAAAAAAGAGGGCGCGACCACUGUGUACGCCCUCGUCACUCACGGUAUCCUCAGCGGCGAUGCCAUUGAUCGGAUCAACGCAAGCGCGCUGGACAAGGUCGUCGUGACCAACAGCGUGGACCAGGCGGAACACCAAAGGAGGUGUCCCAAGCUUGAGGUCCUGGAGGUUGGAAACGUUUUUGCUGAGGCUAUCCGCCGGGUGCACCACGGCGAGAGCAUCAGCGUGUUGUUCGACUACAACUAG
Molecule: messenger RNA, 1326 nt
Organism: Mytilinidion resinicola
Lineage: Eukaryota; Fungi; Ascomycota; Dothideomycetes; Mytilinidiales; Mytilinidiaceae
Product: phosphoribosyl pyrophosphokinase
Exons: 3
Coding region: 1-1326 (441 amino acids)
Biological process (GO): 5-phosphoribose 1-diphosphate biosynthetic process; purine nucleotide biosynthetic process
Cellular component (GO): ribose phosphate diphosphokinase complex; cytoplasm
Molecular function (GO): ribose phosphate diphosphokinase activity; magnesium ion binding
Source: RefSeq, a predicted model, not a curated record